Molecule: messenger RNA, 2725 nt
Organism: Carassius carassius (crucian carp)
Lineage: Eukaryota; Metazoa; Chordata; Actinopteri; Cypriniformes; Cyprinidae
Product: angiopoietin-2-like
Exons: 9
Coding region: 501-1970 (489 amino acids)
Biological process (GO): Tie signaling pathway
Molecular function (GO): receptor tyrosine kinase binding
Source: RefSeq, a predicted model, not a curated record
AAGGGAUGUUAGAUUCAGUCGUUAAAAAGCUCUGGCACUUAGUUCAAAAGUUCCCAAACUCAAAACAGUCGCAAUGAGUGAGUGAGGACAGCACAGACACAGAGCGGGAAACUGAAAAACAAUUCACAGGUUAACUAAACAGGGAGAAUGUUUCUGAUUCUGAGCUGUGCUGAGAGCAAAGUAAGCGAGGAAUAGGAAACGGGAAUCUCCCCCCUCUAGGCUGUUGUCUGGACAGUGUUGCUUAUAAAUCUACUGCAUUCUUUGGCAAACAGCACUACAAGUGUGCUAUUUUAGAGUAAGAAACCUCUGGAUCUACCCAUCAAGCACAGAAACAGGAAAAAAAAGGAGCAAAGAAGCAGAACUUGAACUCCGAGUUUCAGAAAAGUUUGGACAAGUGAAGUUCCAAGUGAAGCGCUCUCAUCCGACCUGCUUUGAGGAUUGCCCACGCGAUUUCAUCCUUCCUUGGAUCAUAACUUUCCUACCGUCAGCAUUUUCCUGGUAUGGGCUGGCUGCUGUGUCUGUGUUACCUGGCAGCAAAAGUGGCCGUUGCGAUUGGCUCGGAAAGACAACAGCACCAGGUGCAGCAUGGCCCCUGCCGCUACACUUUUAUCCUUCCAGAGGUGGAGCAGUGCCGGCCUGCAGGGGACUUCCAGGUGACUAACUCCCUCCAGCGAGACUCGCCCUUGGCCCCGGAGUCGCCCCACGCUGAACCCACCUGGCAGGAAAAGAAGCUGGAGACCCUAGAGAGUGCCACAGAGAACAAUACACAGUGGCUGCAGAAGCUGGAGAGCUAUAUUCAGGAGAAUGUGCGAUCAGAGAUGGAGCGGAAUGUCAUUCACACUCAGACAGCCACCAUGCUGGAGAUCGGAACCAAUCUUCUAAGCCAAUCAGCUGAAAACACACGCAAACUGACAGAUGUGGAGACACAGGUGCUGAACCAAACCAGUCGUCUGGAGAUCCAGCUGCUGGAAUACUCUUUGAGUACCAACCGGCUGGAGACACAGCUCUUAGAGCAAACACAGGAGGUCUCCCGCCUCAAUGACAAAAACAGCUAUCUAGAACAGCGUUUUUCUGCCAUGGAGGCCAGGCACAGCAGACAGCUUCAGGCCAUCCAGCAGGAGAAACAGCAGCUGUUGGAUCUGUUGGACAGACAGAAUCACCUGGUCAGCCUGCUGGAGGGAGAACUGGCCAGCUCCACUCGUAACAGCACACUGCUCCAACGACAGCAGGCCACACUCUCUGACACAGUGCAGCAGCUACUGGCUAUGGUCACUCACUGUAACGAUAUUUCCACUCCAGUUGAAAAGGAGAUGUUGAUGUUCAGAGACUGUGCUGAGAUAUUUAAAUCUGGAGUUACAGAAAGUGGGAUUUACAACAUUAAUCUUCCUAACUCAACCCAGAAAACUAAGGUGUUCUGUGACAUGAAAACUAAAGGAGGUGGCUGGACUGUCUUUCAGCAUCGCUAUGAUGGAUCAGUAGAUUUCAACCGUGGCUGGAAUGAAUACAAACUGGGAUUUGGAGAUCCAUCAGGAGAACACUGGUUAGGAAAUGAUGUCAUCCACCUGCUAACAACAUCAAAGGACUACACUCUCCAGGUCCACCUCAAAGACGCAGAGGGACAGCAGGCUUAUUCUCAGUAUGACCAUUUCUAUAUUGACGGAGAGGAUAAGAAAUACAGUCUUCAUGCAAGUGGUUUCAGUGGUACAGCUGGACGAACCAGUAGCCUUACCCAGUCAGGAACCCUGUUUAGCGCUAAGGAUCAGGAUAAUGACCAGUGUAGCUGCAAGUGUGCUCAGAUGGCCACCGGAGGGUGGUGGUUUGAAGCUUGUGGUCCAUCCAAUCUCAAUGGUAUAUACUAUUCUGGAAACUCCAGUGUGAUACGGUAUAACUGUAUUAAGUGGUACUACUGGAAAGGGCCGAGCUGGAUGGUGACCAUGACCACUAUGAUGAUACGGCCUGUGGACAUCUAAAAGCAGGAAGAGACUCUUACAAAUUGGUCAUUUGACUUUACUGACAGCCAAAUCAUCCAAACAAGCUGGUGAGGUGACACCAAUGAAAAUGAUGGACAACUUAUGCAUUGGACAGCUUGUGCCCAUGUCAUUGUGGCCAUUCAAUCUGUCUCAGUUUUGUUUUUUUAGUCUGGCGAAACAGACACAUAUUGUGCCAUAAAUGUUUUAUCUCCCUGUAUAUCAAAGCUCUUCUGAUGUUAAAUGCAAUGAACUGGAAUGUCUGAUCAGUGCUUACAUUUGUUGUUUGAGCCCAAUGUCCGUCUGUUAAAACAAUAACCUUUUCCAUCCAGUGGAACAUCGGCUCUCCUGAGAUUUCUUCUCCCAUUCUAGUGCUUAUAAAGGGUUUAAGAGAUAUACCUCUAUAAAAGUGCUCAAGACACUACAACAGCUGUACGUUUUAAAAGCAAACCUUUCAUCAUAAAUAUACAUUUGUGAUAAAACAACAGACAUCAAAUCAGUCUUUCAUAAAGAAGUCUGGUCAAGUCUUCUAUACAGUAUAGGCCUAUAGGAAUAUUCAGUCAUUACAAUCUUGUACAUGUUUUAUGAUAAACGUACUGUAUGAAAGAAUGAUAAAAAAAAGUUGAAUCAAAAAGAAAGACACACGAUACUAAAGUGACUGAAAACAAUAACUUAUGAAUAAGUUGUAGAUCAGUAUGUAAGCCAGAUAAUGAUUCAGUAAACAGUCUGAUUGAUUCGGUUCACUGAAGGAUUCAACG